Rodentolepis nana is the source of this 1842-nucleotide messenger RNA. The record is from the annotation of a GenBank genome assembly. NCBI's taxonomy places the organism in Eukaryota, Metazoa, Platyhelminthes, Cestoda, Cyclophyllidea, Hymenolepididae.
AUGGCCAGUUCACGAGAUAACAGAGUAUGCGAAGGUAUGUCUUCCAAGAGUCGAGACGACGCAUAUAAAAGCUUAGGUGACGACGUAAAAAGUUUUAUUAAGUCUUUCUAUAAGCACGUCAAGAGUAACGAUUCCAAGGAAAUUGAAAAUGACUAUGCAGUCAAAUUUCCAAAACUUACGGAUCAGUAUUUCAAGAGCACCCGUUGGCCCGCAUGGCUUUGGGACAUCAUUGAUGAAUUUAUCUACCAAUUUCAAAAAUUCGCAACUUAUCGAAGUAAGCUCAAGCGAAAACCUGAGGAUGAUGCCUUUAUGAGGUUGAAUCCCAAAACAUGGAGUAUCCAUGGUGUUCUCAGUAUUCUCUUCCAGCUCGUAAAGAAGUCGAAUAUUAAUCUGCAGUUGAAUUACUAUGCCAUGAGACGUGAUCCAAAAGAAGUUGCUGGUCCUUUUGGCUCCUGUGAUCUCUACAAGAUGUUGGGAUUUUUCAGUCUUGUUGGUCUGUGCCGCGUUCAUUGUCUCCUUGGAGAUUACUUCACCGCCUUGAAAAUGUUAGAACCCGUUCAGCUUCGGCAACAGGAAAUGUAUCAUGAAGUCCCAACGUGUCACAUCACAACCGGUUACUACGUUGGCUUUGCUUAUCUCAUGUUGCGUCGUUAUCAAGAUGCUAUUCGAACCUUCACUCAUACUCUAAUCUAUUUAAAUCGGGUAUCUCCAUGCUUGCCUCAGCGUAGUGAUUUAAGAGAUUAUGUCACUAAACAAGCUGAUCAAAUGACUAGUCUUCUGGCCAUCUGUAUAACUAUUAAUCCUGUUCCUAUUGAUCAGUCCUUAGAGCAACAGCUCAAGGAGAAGUUCUCAGAAAGUCUCAUUCGCAUGGAGGGGACUAAUAGGGAUGAGUUUACUCUUUGCUUCGACCUUGGAUGUCCGCGAUUCAUUAAUCCCGAUGCCAUGGCAAUUGAACGUACUGAUUAUGCUCUUGACGCUCAACGUCACCAGGGCGCUAUCUUCCGAUAUGAGCUUGACAAUCACAGAAUUGAUCUUCUCCGUUUGCGAUCUUUCCUCAAGCUCUAUACUUCUCUUCCUGUUGACAAACUGAGCCACCUUUUGAAUGAAAAUCAUGAAGCUGUGCAUUCUCUUUUGAUGUGUUUCAAACAUCAGUUGAAGAAUCUGACUUGUACAGAAGGUACUUGUGGAAGUCUUGAAGGCACACUUCAACUCCGUUGUGACACGGACUUCUAUGUUGAUGGUGACAUGAUUCACGUUGCAGAUAUGAAAGCUGAUAGACGCUAUUCGGAGUACUUUAUGCUCCAUUUAGAGAAGUUGCGUGAGGUGAAUGAUCAAUUAGACGAAGUCGAGAAGAAAUUACGCAAAGCGAAAAAAGGAAUGGAAAUUCUACAAAACGCAGCGCCUCAGCUACACCCGAUCGAUAAUAAUCGAGUUGGGGUUCAGUUCAAACCAGCGACUUCUAAUGACAGAGAACCUAUUUCUGUUGAAGAGAUAUUUGAACACAUUCGUGAUAUCCGAGAUCCUGAACAUCCGCACAGUUUGGAGGCACUGGGUGUAGUUAGAAAGGAGGAUAUUUCUGUAGAUGAUGCUGCCUCCAUGGUUACAGUCCAAUUUACUCCUACAAUACCCCAUUGCAGUAUGGCCACUCUGAUCGGUCUCUCUAUCAAGGUCAAACUUCUGAGGUCUCUACCGCGUCGUUUCAAGAUCUGCGUAACGAUUGCUCCGGGAAUGCAUGAAUCAGAGUUGGAUAUCAACAAACAGCUGGCGGAUAAGGAACGAGUGGCCGCGGCUAUUGAGAACGAUAGUGUAGUUCGAACCCUUAAUCAAUGCAUUGCUCCUUAA